Molecule: messenger RNA, 1010 nt
Organism: Salvia miltiorrhiza (redroot sage)
Lineage: Eukaryota; Viridiplantae; Streptophyta; Magnoliopsida; Lamiales; Lamiaceae
Product: peptide deformylase 1B, chloroplastic-like
Exons: 6
Coding region: 77-874 (265 amino acids)
Biological process (GO): peptidyl-methionine modification
Cellular component (GO): mitochondrion; chloroplast
Molecular function (GO): peptide deformylase activity
Source: RefSeq, a predicted model, not a curated record
UAAAUGAAACUUUUUUUCCUUUUCUUUUUUCGUGUAAACGGGAUUAUAAAUUUUCAGAUCCCAAAUAAUUGCCGUAAUGGCUGCUCCGACAUACCUCCACUCCACCGCCCUCACUCACACACUCCUCCCCUUCCUCCGCCCCCUAUCCCGCCGUGCUGGUUCCUUCACCCCGUCUUCUCGCGGCCACAAGCUUGCGGUCCGACCAGUACUUGCGCAGGCACGGCGGAGCUCCUCUCCCGUAGCUAAAGUUGAACAAGUAGCUUCUCCCUCUGAUUUGCUAUUUAAGGGACCUCUUGAAAUAAUUAAGUAUCCGGACCCCAUUUUGAGAGCAAAGAACAAGCGAGUUGCCUCGUUUGAUGAGAACUUGAAGAGGCUUGUUGACGAGAUGUUCGACAUAAUGUACAUAACUGAUGGCAUGGGGCUCUCAGCGCCUCAAGUUGGGAUUAACGUUCAGCUCAUGGUGUUUAAUCCAGCUGGUGAGCGUGGUACAGGAGAAGAGAUUGUUCUCGUAAAUCCACAAAUCAAGAGAUACUCAAGAAAGAUAGUACCUUUUGAAGAGGGUUGUCUAUCAUUCCCUAAUAUUUAUGCUGAUGUCAAGAGACCAGACUCGUUGAAGGUUGAUGCACAGGAUGUUAAGGGUGCAAGGUUUGAAAUGAACUUAACCGGACUUGUUGCCCGAGUGUUUCAGCACGAAUACGAUCAUUUGCAGGGAGUCCUUUUCUUCGAUAGGAUGGGCGACGAAGUUCUUGAGACUAUUCGUGCACAGUUACAGGCAUUAGAAAAGGAAUACGAGAAAAGAACUGGAUUGGAGAGCCCCGAGAAGAUUGAAGCAAGAGAAAUAAGGAAGAAAGCUGUUGGGUUUGGAAAAUCAUGAUCACAAAAUCUUGGUGUUGAUAAUUUACUUUUAGGGGUGAAUGAUUGAGUAAAUUUUUAGUUUACUACUAUUCAAUUCUUAUAACUACAAAGAUCAUUGAGGAUCUGUAAAUCAAUGGAUUGGGGAAUUCAUACUC